This is a messenger RNA of Glycine soja, 1662 nucleotides long. RefSeq names its product dof zinc finger protein DOF4.6. Gene Ontology annotation, molecular function: DNA binding; DNA-binding transcription factor activity. The record is from RefSeq and is a predicted model, not a curated record. The transcript is spliced from 2 exons. Gene Ontology annotation, biological process: regulation of DNA-templated transcription. Bases 176 to 1084 code for a protein of 302 amino acids. Lineage: Eukaryota; Viridiplantae; Streptophyta; Magnoliopsida; Fabales; Fabaceae.
AAGGUACUCCAUUCAUUCAGUCAUAUACACCGUCCCACACUCACGCACAGGUCUCUAACAUUCCCUUUUUCUGCUUCUGCGUUUCAACUAAAUUACAAAGCCUACCAUCAUUUCUCUUUCUCUUUCUUUCAUCAACUUCAUCCUUUGAAAAUCCUUUCUUCAUCUUCAUCCAUCCAUGGACACAGCUCAAUGGCCACAGGAGAUGGUGGUGAAACCAAUAGAAGAUAUAGUGGUGACAAAUACAUGUCCAAAGGCUGUGGAAAGUAAGCCAAGGCCACAGAAGGAACAAGCAAUUAACUGUCCAAGGUGUCAUUCAAUUAACACCAAGUUCUGCUACUACAACAACUACAGCCUCACACAGCCUAGGUAUUUCUGCAAGACUUGUAGAAGGUAUUGGACUGAAGGUGGAACUCUCAGAAACAUCCCUGUAGGAGGUGGCUCUAGGAAGAACAAGAGAUCUUCAGCUUCUUGUUCCACACCUAAUAAUAGUCACAAUAACAAUAAUUCAACCAAUAAGAAGCUUCUUUCUGAUCUGGUCAUCACACCUCCAACUCUGUCACACACUCAAAACCCUAAUAGCAAUAAUACUAUUCAUCAAGGCCAAGAUCUCAAUUUGGCUUUUCCAUCCUCCACCCCAGAUUUCAGAAAAAUCUCUGAAUUGGUCCAACAAAACAACAACAACAACAAUAGUAGCAACAACAGCAUGUCAGCUUCAGCUUCUUCUUCUUCAACCACAACUACAACUUCCACUUCUCACCUUUCUGCAUUGGAGCUUCUUACUGGGAUCACUUCAAGUUCCAGUGCUGGUUUGACUUCUUUCAUGCCUGUGCCGGUUCCAUCUGAUCCAAAUUCUAUCUACACAUGUGGGUUUCCUCUGCAAGAUUUCAAGCCAACCUUGAAUUUCUCUUUGGAUGGGAUCGGAAACGGGUACACAAGCCUUCAGAAUGUUCAAAGUGGGAGGCUCUUGUUUCCAUCUGAUGACUUAAGACAGGUUUCUAGCUCCACCAUCACCACAAUGGAUCAGAAACAACAAGGAGAUUCAACUGGGUAUUGGACUGGAAUGUUAGGCGGAGGAUCAUGGUAAUUAAUCAUCAAGAGAGUCAUAAAGAUAUAUAUUUAUUUACUUAAUUUCUUCUCUUGCUUUCUACUAAGUUAAUUUUCCUUUUGAACUUUUUUCUUUUGGGUUUUAAUGAGUUUCCGUCAGAUCAUGUGGGGACUUCACUUGUUUGGAUUUCUUCAUAACUGGCUAACAGCUGAUAGGAUCGAUUCAUACAUGAGUUUCUUUUCCUCUUCUGUCAAUUCCUUAUAUGUAUAUCUGGCUCCGCUUAUAUCUCUUCAUGACCAAGUUUAUUUUGGGAUCUUGAAAUGAAGCUUAUUUUAGGCAGGCUUCAGUAGUACUUGGAAAAUUAAAACAAGGGUUACAUUACAUUUGAUUAUAUGUAAUGAUAGAAGAGAUCAAGAUUAACUCCAUUUUUUUAGGGUUAACAAGUAGCUAGAAAGGGGGGCCGGGUAAAUUAAGUGUUAUUGCUGUUAUAGUAUUUCAUGUAAUUUCUUCUAUCACUGAAGAAGGGCAACAUCAUCAAUUGAUUUGAUUGUCUAGCUUACCGGAUUCGAAAAUGUAUAAUGUACAAGAAUAUAUUAUUAUUAUUAUUAAAUAAAUUA